UCAGUCGGCAAGCUGAUAAAGCUGAAGCUGAUUUAGUGGCAAUGGCCGUCACUGCUGAUAGUCAUUACGGCACCAUCGCACUUGUCAUCUUUUCAUUUUAUGCCUGGUGAAAUGACAAGUAGCCUAACUCCACAUCCAUUUGAUGCUACCUGUGGGAGAGAGCGUGACGGCGAAUGUGCACAUGCGCCUUCUGUGAGCUGUGGCCAACUUGUGCAACUACAGAUGAUUGAGAGUGCUACUUCCAUGGAACUUCUGCAAGACUGUACUCUUAAACACCACACCAUGUUGCAGACUGCAGGAUGCUUGAGAUCUGUGAUGUCCCUUGAGGACAAGAUGACCAUUGUGUCCGACUUCCUGAGAUGGUUUAUCAUUGACCGCAACGUGUGUGUGAUUGACAGGUUUAAAGCAGGACUCUCAGCUCUUGGAUUGUACAGUGCACUGCAGCAGUACCCAACACUGCUGUCCCCCGUCCUGUGUCACGUAGAAAAGCAGCUCAUUGCUGAGGUACUGGAGAAUCUCUUCAGACCAGACUUAAGUCCAUUGGGGAGCAACAGGAGGGCCAGAAAGGGAAGAACCCUAGGAUUUUGGGCUGACUACCUCCUCGAUUGUCAAGAAGGCCAGGCUGCUGUAUCAGUGGAAGAAGUGCUCAUGUUUGCCACUGGACUGAAUUCUCUCCCCCCAUCUGGGCUGAUCCCGCAGCCAUAUCCAAUGGCCAAUACAUGUGCUAACACAAUGAAAUUGCCACAGUUAGAUCAUUUCGAACUCUUCAAAUCCAAUAUGGAUUUUGGUAUUCAGAACGCUCCUGGUUUUGGCUGCUUCUAA
Messenger RNA from Alosa sapidissima (American shad), 822 nucleotides. Its product is annotated as G2/M phase-specific E3 ubiquitin-protein ligase. The record is from RefSeq and is a predicted model, not a curated record. Gene Ontology annotation, cellular component: nucleus. The transcript has 4 exons. The coding region runs from base 100 to 822 and encodes 240 amino acids. Gene Ontology annotation, molecular function: ubiquitin-protein transferase activity. NCBI's taxonomy places the organism in Eukaryota, Metazoa, Chordata, Actinopteri, Clupeiformes, Clupeidae.